Plasmodium yoelii is the source of this 1503-nucleotide messenger RNA. RefSeq names its product signal recognition particle subunit SRP54, putative. Gene Ontology annotation, cellular component: signal recognition particle, endoplasmic reticulum targeting; cytosol. Gene Ontology annotation, molecular function: endoplasmic reticulum signal sequence receptor activity; ATP hydrolysis activity; GTPase activity. The record is from RefSeq and is a predicted model, not a curated record. Gene Ontology annotation, biological process: SRP-dependent cotranslational protein targeting to membrane; SRP-dependent cotranslational protein targeting to membrane, translocation. The coding region runs from base 1 to 1503 and encodes 500 amino acids. NCBI's taxonomy places the organism in Eukaryota, Apicomplexa, Aconoidasida, Haemosporida, Plasmodiidae. The transcript has a single exon.
AUGGUUCUUACUGAACUCGGGGCGCAGCUUACAAGUGCACUUCAAAAAAUUCAAGCGGCGCCAGUGGCAGAUGAUAAUGUUAUUGAAGAAUGUUUAAAAGAAAUUGUACGAGCCUUAAUCUUAGCAGAUAUUAAUGUAAUUUAUUUGAAGGAUAUAAAAAGUAAUAUAAAGAAAAAUAUCGAAAAAAAUGCUGCGGCAUAUGGUAAUAAUAAAAAAAGAUUAGUUCAAAAAUAUGUAGUUGAAGAAUUAAUUAAAUUAUUAGAAGGAAAAAAAGAAUCCUAUGUACCAAAAAAAGGAGAAAGAAAUGUAAUUUUAUUUGUGGGUUUACAAGGAAGUGGUAAAACAACUACAUGUACAAAAUAUGCUCAUUAUUAUCAAAAAAAAGGGUUUAAAACUGCUUUAAUUUGUGCUGAUACAUUUAGAGCAGGUGCUUUUGAUCAAUUAAAACAAAAUGCAGCAAAAGUUAAAAUACCAUUUUAUGGUAGUUAUUCUGAAGUGGAUCCUGUAAAAAUAGCAACAGAUGGUGUUAAUACAUUUUUAAAAGAUAAAUAUGAUUUAAUAAUUGUUGAUAGUUCAGGAAGACAUAAACAAGAAAAUGAUUUAUUUGAAGAAAUGAAACAAGUCGAAAAUUCUAUCAAACCAGAAGAAAUUGUAUUUGUUAUUGAUAGUCAUAUAGGUCAAAGUUGUCACGAUCAAGCUAUGGCAUUUAAAAAUUCUGUAAAAGUAGGAAGUAUUAUUAUUACAAAAAUUGAUGGGCAUGCAAAAGGUGGUGGUGCAUUAUCAGCAGUAUCUGCUAUUGGAUGUCCUAUCACAUUUAUAGGUACAGGAGAACAUGUAAAUGAUUUUGAAAAAUUCGAAGCAAAAUCAUUUGUAUCAAGAUUGUUAGGAUUAGGUGAUAUUGAUGGAUUAGUAUCCACUUUAAAAGAAGUUAUAGAUAUCGAAAAACAACCACAAUUAAUUAAUCGAAUUGCAAAAGGUAAAUUUGUUUUAAGAGAUAUGUAUGAUCAAUUUCAAAAUGUAUUUAAAAUGGGAAGUCUUAGUAAAGUUAUGUCUAUGAUACCAGGAUUUGGUACCAAUCUAAUUAGUAAAGGAACUGAAAAAGAAGGUAUAGAUAAAAUUAAAAAAUAUAUGGUUAUUAUGGAUUCAAUGACUAAUGAAGAAUUAGAUUGUGUCAAACCACUUAAUGAUAGUAGAUGUAUACGUAUUUGUAAAGGUUCAGGAACAAAACUUUCAGAUAUAAAAGAAUUAUUAGAACAAUUUAAAUUUUUACAAAAAAUGGUAUUAAAAAUGGGAAAAUUAGGAUUAAGAGAUAAUAAUAUGGGAAAUUUAAUGAGAAAUCCAAAACAAUUUAUGAGUAAAAUGAAUAAUAUGAUGGAUCCUAAUAUGUUUAAUAAUAUGGGAGGAGCUAAUAAUAUGGUUAAUAUGUUAAAAGAACUUACAAAAAUGGAUGAUUUUGGUGGGGUUAUGUCAAAUAUGAUGAAACAAAUGGGUAUGAAAAAAUGA